GGGAAAAGGUCCACUUUGGAUCAAAUUUGAUCUAGGUUUUUCAAAGUUAUAUUUAAAAGAAGUUACAUGCUAUGAUGUCAGAUUUGCAAAGUGCUCUUUUCUAAGAAGAAGAAGAAGAGGACCAGAAAGAAUGAGUGCAAUAACAGUUCUGUGGAAAAAACUGUCUGCUUUCAUAUUUUUCUUUAUAAACAUUGGAAAGAGACUGUUAUGUUUUCUAAAAAUUAGGCGACGGAAAAAUUCUGGGAAUCUUCUGCCUCUAGCCAAUCACUAUCCAUCGCCACCAGAUGUCACUCAUGCUGUGCCAGGAAAUGAGGCUGACUUGGAGAUGGAGGCCUGGGACUCCUGGGGAGUAGAAAACACCAACACCAGUGCAAAUAAAAACCAAACAAGUAACUAUAGUAACAGUAACCAUGCAGGUUACUAUGGAAACCGUAACCAGCCUGAGCCAGAACCGGAGCCAGAGCCAGACUAUUUUGCUGAUAUGGCCCCAGAGGUCAAGAAAACUGCAAAAAUUUUAGUCAAGAAAAGAGAAGAUUACAGUUAUACAAGUGGAGGAAAUAUGUCCAGCAGACUUGCUAUGAAUUCUGUUAUUCCUACACAAAUGAGCCCAGAUCUAGAUGAAUGGCAGGAAGAGGAAAGUGGCUGGGAGGGGGAGGACCUGUCAUGGGAGGCCGACGCUGUCUUAAAGGAAAAACGUCGCAUCGAGAGGGAAAAUAGGCAGCAAGAACAGCAGCGCAAAAAGAUGGAGCGUGAAGCACAGCGGUCGAGAAAAGACAGUGGUUCAUUUACGGCAGUUAAACUGUCCUGAUGCAUAAUGGUUGAGAAUUGUUUCAAAACUGUGCUUUCAUAAAAUAAAAUGGGAUGGAUUCAAAUUUUUGUAUUUCAAGACAUUGCUUUCUUGAACUGAGAUGGGACAGAUUCUCUCCAAACUUGGUACUCUCUGGGUCUGCUCACACAAGGCCAUUUUAGACCUGACUUUGGUCCAACUUGUGUCAUCAGUCCAGAGGACACCUGUAAACUUCUUGCAUGUCUAGACUGUUUAAUAUUAAGAUAUUAAACAUCAGUUUGGUUGUCUCACUUUCCCAAGUUAGAUGUGGUAACAGUUCAAUAAUGUUCAUGUUUAAACAUUCUAUAUACAACAAACUGACAUAUUUUCAUCUUUAAACAGAUAUUAUAUUCUGAAGCAUUUUAUUGUCAGUGCAUCAGUCUAAGAGAUCUCACAGAAUAUAUGGCCUUGUAUCAAGCAACUGGUUUAAAGAAUGUAUAGCCCUGUAGUAGCACCCUGAGUAGCAGAGUUAAUUGGAAAUGGCAGAGGCAUGCUAGUAAGGGGUCCUGUUCUCAUAGACUCCCAUCAGUCUAAGACCCCAUUCCCACAGUAGAUCGAUCUAUCCCUGUGGGGAGUCUCACUAGAUUACUGUCAGCUUAGCCGGCAUGAGCGUCUGUCCCACCUACUAAAAGCUGUAAGGGGGUAAUGAACUUCUGUGCGAGCUUGGCUGACAUCAAUUAAGCGUGAACCCCCAGGGAGUAAAGUCGAUCUAGAUGGAUUGAUCUAAAUCUAUGGGAAUGCACUCUAUG
Messenger RNA from Lingula anatina, 1575 nucleotides. Its product is annotated as receptor-binding cancer antigen expressed on SiSo cells-like. Gene Ontology annotation, cellular component: secretory granule. NCBI's taxonomy places the organism in Eukaryota, Metazoa, Brachiopoda, Lingulata, Lingulida, Lingulidae. The record is from RefSeq and is a predicted model, not a curated record.